AUGGAGGAGUUCCUGCAGCGCGCCCGGUCCAAGCUGAACAGGAGCAAACACCUGGAGAAAGUCCAUGUUGUUCUUGGGAAUAAAUCCUGUGAUUUGGAUUCACUCAUUUCUACUCUGGCCUAUGCAUACUUUCUAGACAAGGUCAGUCCUCCUGAUGUUCUUUGCUUACCCGUGUUGAAUAUACCAAGAAGAGAUUUUAACUACUUCACAGAGACAAGAUUUAUACUCGAGGAGCUGAAUAUCCCCGAGUCAUUUCAUAUCUUCCGAGAUGAAAUCAAUUUGCACCAGCUGAAUGCUGAAGGGAAAUUGUCUUUAACACUUAUAAACAGCAACAUGCUGACAAGUGAGGAUAAAAGUUUGGAAUCAGCUGUUGUUAAAGUCAUCAAUCCAGAUGAGCAAUGUGACGGAAGCCUGGAGUUACAAGCAUCUUCUUCCUCUUUAGUAAUAAAAGAGAUUCUUCAAGAGGCACCAGAGUUAAUCACUCAGCAACUGGCUUAUCUCCUCAGAGGAAGCAUACUCUUCAAGUGCAUGUCUUUGGAGGCUGGCAGAAUUACAGAGCAGCAGGAGAAAGUACUGUCAAUCCUAGAGGAAAAGUUUCCAGAUCUUCCUCCACGAGAAGAAAUUAUCUCAGUUCUCCAGGAGACUCAGUUUAACCCACAAGGUGUAAGUAUUGAUGAGGUUAUGCUGAAGGAUCUCAAGGAGAUUUCAGAUGGAGAAAUCAAAGUAGCAGUUACCACUGUGUACAUGACACUGGAGGACUGCGUGUUCCACCGGAGUCUCAUCGGUGAUCUGAAAGCAUUCAUAGAUAAAUAUGGGUUUGAUGUACUUGUCAUUUUGGCCAACUGUUUGUCAGAUGAGAAGCAAACAAUACGACAAAUAGCAGUAUACUCAGAAAACUUAGAGCUAGGCAAUCAGAUCUGCUGUGAAUUAGAAGAAUGUCAGAAUCCUUGUUUGGAGCUGGAUCCUCUAGAAUGUGGAUGUGACCAAAUUCUCAUUUAUUGUCAGGAAAAUUCUUUGGUGACCUGUGAUCAAAUUUUUCUUCUAGUUAAGGAAGUUAUAAAUAGAAGACAACCAGAAAUGGUAUCAAACAGUAGAACUUCUUCUACUGAAGCUGUUGCUGGAAGUGCUCCACUUUCACAAGGAUCUUCUGGUAUUAUGGAGUUGUAUGGUUCUGAUGUAGAACCUCAGCCCAGUUCUGCCAAUUUUAUAGAAAAUCCUCAAGAUCUAAAUGGAUCUAUGCAAGCCCAUGUUGAUGUUAAUGUUGACCUUGUGAGUCCAGAUAGUGGAUUGGCUACCAUUAGAAGCAGCCGGUCUUCCAAGGAGAGUUCUGUUUUCCUUAGUGAUGAUAGCCCUAUUGCAGAAGGUGGUGCUUCCCAUCACAGCCUUCUGCCUGGCUUUGAUUCCUACAGCCCUAUUCCUGAAGGAGCAAUACCUGAAGAACAAAACCCUCAGUCUAGAGACAAUAGUGAUCACUUUGAUCUUUUCAAUUUUGAUCUGGCACCUGUGGUUACAGCUCCAUCCGAGUCAUCUUCUCAUUCUGUUGAUUGUUCUCCAGCAGAUGACUCUUUCCUCAAUAGUGAUUCAUCAGAAGGACAAGUCACUGUGCAGAAAGAACUUGAUGAGGCAAACCUGCUGGAAAAUGAUACAGCAAAUUAUUCAACUGACUUACUUAUGACAACAAAUGGCAAAGACAAUUUAGCUGAAUUUGAUGAGAAUCCAGAAGAAAUAUGUGAGAAAACAUCAAGUUUGAUUGAUUUAGUUGCAGGUGAUUCUUCUUCACCAAAAAUGUUAAAAUCUGCUGAUUCAAGAAUUCCACCAACUCCUAUGAACAGUCUUGUGGAAACUUCACCAUUAGAUAAUGGGCAGCCUUUGUUUUUCCCACAAGAGGUCAUAAAAAAAAUUAAUGAAAUAGAUGGCACAAAUUAUUCUCAGUCUCGUGUUAGAUAUGGAAGCUGGUGGGAUGGCUUUGACCUAGAGUCCAGAAAUGCUGACACGUGGAGUUCAAGUGAGCAGGAAUCUGUAUUUCAGAGCCCUGUCUUAUGGAAAGACUGUAAAGAAAGUCCCUUGCUACGAGAACAUAUUGAUAGAAGAGCCUCAGAUUCUGUAUUUCUCCAGAAACAGCCGAAGCAAAUGGAUCACAUGAGAGCAGGUCUGUGGGAUAAUAAGUUUAAACAAGAUAAUUGGAACCAUGAGAAUAAAGAGAAAAACAGUGAGCAUUCACGUUUGCAAACUGCCUCGUUAGAGGAGACAAAGCAAGAACCAGAGAGCUUUAUGGACCCAUGGAAUGUCAGUCAGCCAGCAUCUAUGAUGUCAGAUGCAUGGUGUAGUGGAGAAGGGAAGGGCAGUCAGCUAGCUGGAGGCUCAUACAAAGUCUGGACUAAGUUUGAUGCAGGAGAUAUUGCUAGCUCAUCAGAAAAUGUAUGGAACAUGCCCAUGCUGGAGAGUGAAAAACAAUCAGUUAAUAUUCCUGAAGAAUGGUCUGUGACAAAACCUAGUUUAUCAGAUUCUUCAGAAAUCACAAUGGACAAUGACACUGAAAAUCCACCUAUCCAAGUAGAUCCAGAAGCCUGGGAUAAAGAAAGAUAUUAUUCAGUAGAAGAAUAUGUAAAAUCUGAAAAUACAAAUUCUGGUUUCAACAAUAGGCAAAAUGAUUCCAAUCUGGAAACAGAGGAAAAUACUGUAUUUGGUGACCCUAAACAUAGACCAAAGCAAUUUGAAAAUAUAGACAGCUGGAAUAUAUAUGAUAAAAACAUCAGGAAAGAAGUUACAGAAGUAGUGGUGCCAUGGGAGGACACCUUCUUGUAUAAACAGUCAGAUCUUAGUUCAUCAAACAUAGGUGAAGAUUUACUUGUUUCUCCACCAGACACCAAUUAUUCAACAUCUGAUUCAUAUAUAUCACCUACAUAUGUGGAAGAUGAAAGAGAAAAUGAGAAAAAAAUUUUUGAUGAAGAAACAGUCAUUGAUAAAUUGAUAAACCCAAAUUUGGCUGAGACAGAAGUACUAGAGAAAGCAAAUAAGGAACCAUUAUCUCCUAGAAAUACGCCUUUUUCAAGUGCUGGAAACACAGAUAUCUGGAACAUUCCUCUAAAUAAUGUCACCCAGUUAAAAGAAAGAAAAUCUGAAAUUACUGCUAUUUCUGCCUCUACUAAACCUUUCCUUAAUUCAGAACAAGCAGCUAGUCAAUGCUUUUCAACUGAGACACAUACCAGUGAAAAUAUUUUUUCUGUAUCUGAAUACAGAAGAGUAAGACCAGUUUACAGUCAAACAGUGAAUGACUUAUCACCACCACAGAACAAGUUAAAUGCUAGAAAGGCUGCAGCUGAAAAUGUAGAAACAGUGGGCAGUAUUCCUGUAGAAGACACAGAGACAUCUACACCAACUUCAGACACUGGGAACGGUUUGGAUCUGAAAAUAUCUGACUUAGGGAGCAAGAUACUUAGUAAGAGAGCAGUGCAAAACACUGCUGAUGUUGAUGAAAAGCUGAAUUGUGAGGAUUCAGCACAGCAGCUGAACUCACAGAGCUUACAGAAUGAGGAGAGUUGUGAGGAAGGCAGGGACAAUGCCAUUGUUAUCUCUCAAGAAGGAAAAGAAGAAUAUAAGAGAACAGAUGAGACAAGUGGACAGCAAAUGCUUAGUGACAAUUCUAAUAAACCAGUGCAAGAGGACAGCGAAUCUUUAUGUAACACAGAUUCAGAAGGAAACAGGUCAUCAACUGAAGUUCCCAGCUCUCCAGAAAAAAUGAGGAACAGUGUCAGUUUGGAAGCAUUACUAACAAGGAAUGAGUCAUUUUCCAAUCAAAGUAAUACAGUUAGUUGGGAAGAGAGGAAAGACAUGUCACAGAAUAAUGUAGAAUCUUCCAGUGCUUCUGAGGAAGGUAGAAAUAAUGACACUUUUGAUGACUCCAGACUGAAAAAUCACAAUUAUGGUGAAAUGCCACAGCUGCUUUCUGAGAAUGCUAAAAAGGACACUACAGUAACAAAGGAUGCAAAAAGUCCUGAGAUGGAAAGUAUUUAUGAAAGUUCUGAUAAGGGUAGUGAUGAUCCUGAAGAUAAUUAUUCUAGAAUGUCCAGAAGCUCAGGAAAUUACUCUGAAAAGAGUGGUUAUUGCCUAGCCACAUCAAUUCCUUUGAUGAAUGAACCACAAGAAGUGCUGGGAGAAGGGAAAGAUGACUUAGAUGAAAUAGUUCCUAACCAUCCAGGCAUUCCUAAUUCUGAGUUAGUAUCUUUCAAAGAUAGCUCAGAAAUGAACAGGACUCGUGAAAAUUCAUUCACAGAUGAGUUUAAGAAGAGUACUUCUUCUGGAUGUGUCAGGGUUUCUGACAUUACAGAAAUGUCUUUGGUGGAAAAUUCAUUUUCACAUGAAGUAGAUUCUGGAAUAAAUGAAAAUUUUGAAAACGUAGAACCUGCUAAUAAUCUUUCUGAAGAUCUGUGUGUAAUGCCUACUGACAGUUUUCCCAAAACUGCUUGGAAUUCAGAGCCAUGUGAAAAUUUGCAGUCUCCUGGAACGAGUCCUGAGGCAAGUGAAGUCCUUGAAAUGGCAAACACCACAAGUAGCUUUUCAAAGGAUAUACAGACCAAAAGUUAUUUGGAAGGAGAUAAUGUGUGGAGUGAUUCAAUAAAUGAUUAUGUACACUCAAGUGGAACAAGUCCUGAUUUAAGUGAUGCAUCUGUGAAUGUGUGGGGAGACCUCCCAGUUGCUAGUCCUGACAAAAGAGCCAGAGAUAUGUGGGACAGUAAAAAUAAUAAAAAUCUUGAAGAUGCUUGUAAAAGGAAUGAAUAUGGCAACGAAUGUGAGGAAGGAUUUGAAACAAAUGCGGAACAGAAAAAGGUUCCUAGAAGCUUAGAUUUUUGGAAUGCCCAUGUAGAUGAUGAUACUGUAUCUUCUUUAUCAAGUCCUGACAUAAAUGAGGAUUCAGAGAAUUCAGAAGCGUGUCCAGCAAUGAUUAAUGAAGAUUCCACGUAUGAAAACAAACAGCACAAAGGAUCUGAAAUUGUAGAGGAUUAUGCUCAACCCAGUGCAACAAGUCCUGAAGCAAAUGGAGUCAAUGUAGAUACAAAAACUAAGGCGGGAGAAGAGGUCCAGUUAGGCAUCUUCAAUGAAAAUUCUGAAACAGUUAAAGCUAGGAAAGUAUUGCAGGAAGACAUGACUAUAAUGGAGUGUAAUGAAACUUCUGAAUAUUUAGGUUACUGGGAAACACUUGAGAAAGAAGCUCAGGUGAGUGUUUUCAGUGAAAAAAGAGGUAGCGAAGAAGACUUGUAUUUGUAUCCAAGGAAUGAAGAUACUACACCAACUUCUGCUGUUGGUGGUGAAGAAGAGUGUUCUUCAAAAUCGGUAGAUAUGUGGAGUAUGGUGUUGGAAGCUGAUUCAAGAACUGAUCCAAAAUCCACAGUAGGUACAUUGGGUUUUCCAGAUGACAAUUCAGAAUGGUGGAAUUCACAACCUUAUGAAGAAAAUAAAUUGAAAGUUCAGAGUUCUCUUUCAAGUCACCCUGCAUCAAAUCAGUUAAAGAAUAGUAAGGAGGACUCCUGGGGAUCACCUUCACCAGAUGAAGAACUAACAGAAGCACAUUUCACUAAUGCAAGUAAUGAUGGCAAUCAGUCUGCCCUGUACUGUGAUGAAAAAAAACAUGAAAGGCUAGUACAUCCUAUGAAUAUUCCUGAUAGUCAAAUAAAUCAAGACAUGGUACAGUUCAAACAAUUAGAUCCUUUCAUACUGGAUAAAGAAGAAAGGGGCUUGAAAGAUCAGUUGUUUCCUACAGAUGAGGAAAAUCAACUGUCCCCACAGAAUCCUUUUUCAGAUGAGGAACUAGGUACGCCAAAUACAUCAGUUCAAGAAAUCACUGAACUGGAUCUACCAGAUGAGAAUGAGGACAAUGUAAGUCUCAUUCCUCAAGAACAACAGCAGGACACCUGUGAAAGAUUAGAAGUGCACAACUCCUUGCCAGUGUCUUAUACUGGAGAGAAUUUAUCCUCUGAAGUGGCAGAGAAGUCAAGUCCAGAGUGGAGUAUAUUAGUUCCUCAAGCUGCACUUAUCCCAGAUAUUUUACAGGAUAAGACACAAGAAAGUAAUCAGCUGUUUUCAGUGGAACCUGACCUGUGGACUAAUGCUGAGCAGAUUGUCACUUUAAAGUCAGAUGGUGAAAAUCCUGAUAUAUUAAGUCAUUGUGAUCAAGACAAUUGUUCAGAGGCAUCAAGCAGUCCUGACGUGUGCCAGGAGCAUGAAGCUAAGCAUGUAUCUAUCCCAUCUUCUCAAACUGAGGUGGAGCCUGAAGACAGUCAGCUGAUUCACACAGGGUCAAAUAUGAGUAAAGAGGCAGAUUUUGAUUCAAAUUGUCGCUUAGUAAUGCAGAAGGUAGAGACACAGUCUGAAAGUGGUAGCCCCCAGGACUAUGAACUAGGAAGAACUGAUGGAUCCUAUCAGCUAAUCUCUUCCAAUACUCAGGAGCCUCCUGAAUUUGUAAUUUUAGAAGAAUGUGGUCUAGAAAAUAAACUUGUUACUGACGCAGUUGAAUCAGCUGAAAUUACCGAUCAAGUUUUAGAAGCUAUGUCCUUAGAGCUGAAAGACACAUUCCAUGAAAGUCCUGCAAGCCAUGAAGGAACACCAACUGAUGCAUCUCAAAUGCCUUUAAUUCCCAUGGAUUUCACUCUACCUGACAGGGCAAAACAAAGCUUAAAAGAAGAUAGCGCCUUGGCUGAAGUUGGAAAAUAUUCUGAUACUGCCCAUACAACAUUAACAGGUGGUGAGUUAGACAUGUCAGAAGAAUGUGUGGAUGAAUCUGAGACAGGGGUUGAACAUAACAUCAGGAACGCAUCAGUGACUACUGUCCUGGGAAGCACCUGUAGUGGAAUGAACAUACUGGGAACAGUAGGCAGUGAAGCAGCAGAAGGGGAACCAAAGGAUGAACAGAUAUUCUUUCCUGAAUCCUUUCUGCCUGGCAGUAAUGAAGGCCAUGAAAUGGACUCAAAUAAUCAACUGGUUGAUGACAUAGUAAAAGAAUAUGAAGACGUAACUGAAAAUGAUGUUCUUGUGCUUAAGGAAAUGCCAAGUGACCAGUCACCAGUGGUGUGUGCUCCACCAUCCUGUGUAUCUUUUGAUGCUGAACUUUCUGGCAGUGGAAACUGUGCACAGGAUGAGCUCUUGUUACAGCAGCCAUUUUGUAACACUGUUUCUUUGGAAAAACCUCUUCCACUCUCAAUUCCUUUGAAAAGUGCAGGAGGCAUCCUAAUGACCAAAGACAGCAGCAGUGAAGAUCAGGUGUCUGAAACAUCCACAGAGUGCCUUCAAGAAAAUCACACGUCGCUACCUUCACUCUCUGAGUCUGAAGUAACUGCAGGAGCUUCUGAGAUUCCAGUAGGGAAAUAUGAAGCAGAAACAGCUGAUCUCGACUCGCCGCCAGAUGGAGAUAAAAGAUCACCUGACGAAGCUGGCACUGACUACCUACUCAGUAACGAGAGUAAGCCGAGAAAUUUCUCUGAGACCUCUGAAUUGAAAAGUACAGAGGAUAAGGAAGAUGUGAGGCUGCAGGUGCACCGAGAUCCAACUUCACUGGAGAUGGAUUACUUUCUUGAUACUGAGGAAGGAAAUACACCUUCAACAAAGGAUACCAUUGAGAGAAAUGAAAGUGGUUUUUCAUUUCAAGAAGCUAAUGUAGCUGAACAACCAGAAUCUUGUGAAGGCUUAACACAGGGCUCCAUGGAUACCUUUCAGCCAACCUCCAUUACAAAUGAAAUGGAAGAUCACUCUGUUUCUGGGACUGAAUGGGACUCUGUUCACUUAGAAGAGAAAAGUUCUUCUGUUGUGCCUCAAAAACUGGAUGACGAAGGAUCACAGGAAAGGUGUGGGCAAGAUGAGGGCUGGAUUAUAUUGGGCCAAAAUGAAGUCAGUGACAUAUCACCUGAAGAAAUUUCUGCCAAGUCAGAGGUACCAAAAUCAGAGUCCAUAAAUUCUGGCGAAGAACCUGAAAAUGUUGUAGCACAGGCAUUAAUUCUUGACACUCGGGCAGAAUUUCAGGUAGAAACUCCCCUUCAGAAAUCUUUUGAACAUGAGGGCUGUUCUCAUUCAGACAGCCUGACUACUGAGGACGAGAGUUUGGGCAUUUCAGGAACCCAUGUGUUGGAAGUGGUUGAUGGUGAUGGCGCGUGGGAAGCCAAUACUGAACAGAGACUCAGAAAUAACAGAGCAACAGAACAAGAAGUGAUGGAGAAAACUGUGCUUUUCAGCAGUGAAAGAGAACCGAUUCAAAAAUCAGGACUGGUACAAGAGGAUGUGGGAAUGGACAUCCCCUUUGCUGAGGAUGUGUUAAUCCCCACUUCUGCAGAGAUGAGACCCGAACCUCCCAAUUCUCUUGAUCUUAAUGGUUCCAAUCCCAGAAGAAUAAAGCUCACUGCCCCAAAUAUCAAUCUCUCUUUGGACCAAAGUGAAGGGUCCAUACUUUCUGAUGAUAAUUUGGAUACACCAGAUGAAAUUGACAUCAAUGUAGAUGACCUUGACACUCCUGAUGAAGCAGACUCUUUUGAAUACACUGGACAAGAAGAGCAGACAACUACUAAGGAUGCUUCCCAGGAGGAGUCUGAAUCAAUUCCAGAGUAUACUGCUGAAGAGGAGCGGGAGGACAACAGAUUAUGGAGAACAGUAGUUAUUGGAGAGCAAGAACAAAGAAUUGAUAUGAAAGUCAUUGAACCUUACAAAAAAGUCAUUUCACAUGGAGGGUACUAUGGUGAUGGUCUGAAUGCUAUCAUUGUGUUUGCGGCCUGCUUCUUGCCAGACAGCAGUCGGACUGAUUACAACUAUGUCAUGGAAAAUCUUUUCCUCUAUGUAAUCAGUACCUUAGAGCUGAUGGUAGCUGAAGACUAUAUGAUUGUCUACUUGAAUGGAGCAACACCAAGAAGGAGGAUGCCUGGGCUGGGUUGGAUGAAAAAAUGUUACCAGAUGAUUGAUCGACGAUUACGGAAGAAUUUGAAAUCAUUUAUAAUUGUUCAUCCAUCAUGGUUCAUCAGGACAAUUCUUGCUGUGACACGACCUUUCAUAAGUUCUAAGUUCAGCAGUAAGAUACAGUAUGUCAACACGCUGGCAGAGCUUCGCGAGAUGAUUCCAAUGGAAUACAUGCACAUACCAGACAGUAUUGUCAAGUAUGAUGAAGAAAAGUGUAUUAAAAGAAGAAUGAGACUGGAUGAAGAACUGAGGGAAACUUCAGAAACAGCUAAAACUAACUGCCUCUCAAAUGAUCCAGAAAUGACUGCAGUGGAGCAGGACAUUGACAUGACCCUGAAAUAAAAAGCAUCGCUGCCAGGCAUUUGAAGAAUAGAGUUCACUUGGAUUUGUAUCAGCCGGACACCCAAGACCAUGGUGUACUGUAGACAAUUUGGGUUAAUUUUAUUUGCUUUAUGAUUUUUCUGUGUCAUUCAGCAGCUCAAGAAGACCAAAAGGGCCCAUCCUGUUGCCAUGGAAACAGCAGGAUUUUUGGAACUGGUUAUUUGUGUUGUUUCAGAAACAGAGUUUUCAUUAGGAAAGCUAUGUCAUCUAGCAUUGGUUUCUAUGCAUGUGUGUGCAAUUUCUGUUUAAAAGGAUACCAUUUUACCAACAGUGCACCUCAUGAACAUGUCAAUGAGGAUGUGGAUUUUUGUUUCAUUUCCAUCUUCAGCAUAUUAAUGUUUAUGCAUAGCUAAACAGAAUAGUUACUGUUACAAUAAAUAUUAGCUUGGUUGUGUCACAGAGCAGCAGCAACUUUAUUGCUUAACAGUAAUUCUAGAAAUUAUGCAGGACUUUCUUGAAUUUGUCUAUUUCUUGCUGUCUGAGAAGUCAUUCCAUGUUCAUUUAACCCUUUUUAUUUGGUCACAUGGAAGACUGAUAUACUACAAAAAAUAUAUGAUUAGUCAUCAAACAGACAUCCCAGAGGAAAAAAUAGUAACUGAAAUUUAUUUUAUUUUAAUAAUUUAGUUUAGUAUCUUUAUUUUAGGGACAUUUUUAUAGAAGCACCUAGUCCUAUAAAUGGUUUUCAUACAUUAUAAAAGCCUUGGAGUAUUAAUUCAUUCUUGUUGGGUUUUAAAUCUGUUUUUCCAAUUUUAUUUUAUUUUUUUAAGUAUUUUACAUGUAUUCAAUGCUAUCAAUGUAAAAAAAAAAAACUUAGUGUUUCCUGCUCACAUCUGAAGGUUAAAUGUAUGAAUCCACAGUUGGGACUUACACUCAUUUCUUAGGAGUAGUUGUCCAAGUAUUAUUCAUAGGGUAUCUAAAAAAAAAAAAAAAGUAUUGGAAUGCAGUUUAUUGUCUGUGUCAUAAAACAUGGCAGUAAAAACAUGAAAAGGAAAAAAAUCCUAAGCAUUUCUUGUUUGCUGCUGUCCUGUGCACUGACAUAAAAGACAUUGAAAUUUAAGUCCUCAUAUUUGGAAAAUAACAGCAGUCUCUUAGACCAUUAUUUUGCAAGGAGUCUGAAUCAAUUGUCAGGUGAAUUCUGUUUGCUUUAGAAGACAAGAGUCAAGAAUAUGCCUGAUGCUUUAUGUUCCCCUAGUGAACACAUGCAUGUAUCUCCCAAACUUUCUGAUUCUCCUGCCUUGUGGAAUGUCCUAAAAGAAAUAGCGUUAUAGACUCCCUGAAAUAUUUUUCUUGUCUUCAAGGUACUCUUAUAUGCCCUAGAAUUACAUCUCUAUUUUGUGUGUAAGUAAGCCCUUAGACAUAACAGUUCAAUAACAUUUACACCUUCUUUUUAAGUGUGCACUAACACCAGUCCUACUUCCAGUCCGGGAUUAUUAAUUAAAGAGAAGACAAGCAAAAUAUUUCUUCAGGAAUAAAGUUUAAGUAAAAGGCAGGACAGAAUGGGCCUGUUUUUUUUCAGUAGGGUCUAGACUGAGAGUGAAAAUUUUAUUUUGCCCUUUAUUUAAAAGAUGCAUUUUAUUUUUUUUCCCCGUGAUUUGCACAUUUCCACCUAUUUGAAUUUGUAUCCUUUAUUUGCACGGUAGUCUGCAGGCAAGGAAGCAAGCAUCCAUCAUUGUGUGCAGAGUUGUUCAGCUACUGUAAUGAAGAUUGACAAAAUAGCCAGAAAGGCAAGGACUUGCCAGAUGCUUCUUAUCUGCCAGUAUCAAAAUGGAAAUAUCUGCCCCUCUGCAGUCCUUGCUGUGAUCUGACAGGUGGUGCAUUGUAUCUCGGACAUACUAGCUAGCCUCCUGUAUUGCAUCUUUCUGUCAGUUCCUGUUAAUUUGCACAGAGGAAGGGCUGACAGUUGUUGCUGCUCUAUAAACUUGCCCUAAAUUACAAUCUGGUAGUUUCCACUGUUUCUCAGAUAUUUGAAUCUUGGCUUGUGUCUGCCUUAUAAAAGUGCUGUCACUUAGUAUAUUGGGGAUAACGUUUUGUGUACAUACUAUUUGUAUUAACUUCCAGAUGCUAAUUAAGCUUCACCUAGAUCUGAACUAUUAAGAGCAUUUAGUAGCAUGAAGUCACAUCUUCCGUAGACCUGUAGUUUAAGCCACCUACAAUGAGUCAGAUGAUUUGUGUUUAGCUGUAGGUGAGAGAAGUGUUCGCGAAAGGAGAAAUGCACCACAAAGCAGAGGUUCAGCAUAAAUCUUUAUAUGCUGUUUGAGACCUAAGUGGGAUAUUUGUGGCCCUAAUAGUGGGUGUCAGCUCAGAGGUGAGUUUUAAUUCUAAAGGCUUUGUGUGAAAACUACUAACAGCAAAGCUAUACAUGAAUUAAUAUGAUUGAUGUGCAUGGACUAACAGUAGCAGCCUGAGAUGGAAGGAAUUUGUUUAAGUGUAAUGUCACAUUAAAACAAAAUGGGGCAUCAAUGUGGUGGUGGAAAAGUGAUUGCAAGAUCAAGAUGUGGUUAUCUUUGCUUCAUAAUAUAUUUUGAAAAGUUUUUUAGUUUUAUGAUAUGGCAAUUCUAUAAUAUAUUAACAGUAAUGUAUCAAUAUUAAUAAAUGAGUAGUUUGUUGAAAGAGGAAUAUGGUACGUAUAAUUGCACAGAUAUAAUCUUUUAUAUAUGGAUUUUUUCUACCGUGUAUCAGAGUGCUCAGAUAAAAUAGUUGCAAUUUUUAUUUAUUUAUUUUUUUGUUAAAAGAUUUAUGCUGACUUAAAUUGUAGAUUAAGCAAUACAAGGAAAUCUGGUAUCAUUGUAUGCAUAUAUAUACACCUAUGAAUCAGAAAUAAAGAACUGCAAC
This is a messenger RNA of Apus apus (common swift), 12144 nucleotides long. Its product is annotated as protein prune homolog 2-like. The record is from RefSeq and is a predicted model, not a curated record. The coding region runs from base 1 to 9273 and encodes 3090 amino acids. Gene Ontology annotation, molecular function: pyrophosphatase activity. The transcript has 20 exons. Gene Ontology annotation, biological process: apoptotic process. Gene Ontology annotation, cellular component: cytoplasm. NCBI's taxonomy places the organism in Eukaryota, Metazoa, Chordata, Aves, Apodiformes, Apodidae.